AUGGAGAAACCUGGAGAUCACGCAACCGAAUCCGAAACUCUUCCUCACAAAUCCAACGAUCACGAAAACACAAAUCCUCUCAAUGAAUCAAAACAUCAAUCCCCUACGGAUACGGCAACACCUGAAUCGGAAUCUUCCGAGCUCAGCCUUACCCAGGUGAUGGAAGCCGUCGACGAUUUCAUCAAAUCCCUCUCCUCCUCCACCGAUCCAUUACAAGAGAUUCCUCCAUCGGUUGAGCCCUUCCCAGAGACCGUCGAUUCCUUAGUAUCAAAAAUGGAAUCCUCCGGAAUCGGACGUGACGAAACAGAGGAUUCCGCGUUCAUCGACGCCGUUAACCGCAUUUCAAAAUCGGUCACGACGCUAAGAGAGCUCAACCUAGAUUCAACCCCGGUUUCUUCGUGGCUAAACCGGGCUACUUCGGUUCAACACCGUGCCGUGUCUCUCCUCGACGAAGAGUUUCGUCAUCUCCUAGACCGUUCCCGCGACGGAGACAACAAUCACGAUGAAUCUGAUCAAGACGCUUCACAAGAUCAAGAAACGUUCCCUGAUUUUCCACCGGAAUUUAUCUCCACGUUGACAAAAAUCGCCGGAGCGAUCAUCUCCGCCGGUUACGAAAUGGAGUGUUGCAUGUCUUACGAGACGUCGAGACGCCACGCGUUCAAGGAGGAGCUUAAAGAGAUUGGAUUCGAAGGGAUCAACGUGGAAGACGUGCAGAGACUCCCCUGGGAGUCUCUGCAAGGAGAGAUCGCGACAUGGAUCUCUAUAGUUCGCCGUUGCUCCUCCGUGCUUUUCCCCGGAGAGCUUUCUCUCUGCAACUCCGUGUUCCCGGAGCAAGAUUCACUCCGUAGACGCCUCUUCACGGGCCUUGUCUCGGCUGUAACGAUGCGGUUUCUGGAUUUUUCAGGUGCCGUGGUUCUCACGAAACGUUCCUCGGAGAAACUUUUUAAGUUCCUUGACAUGUACGAAACCUUACGGGAACUGAUACCUGCCGUUGAAGAAACGGAUUCAGAUCUGAUCAAAGAGAUUAAGCUUGCUCAGACGAGGCUGGGAGAAGCGGCAGUGAGUAUAUUCGGAGAGUUAGAGAACUCGAUAAAGACCGAUAUCGGAAGAACACCUGUUCCAAGCGGAGCGGUUCAUCCGUUAACUCGUUACACUAUGAACUACCUCAAAUACGCGUGCGAGUAUAAAGACACUUUGGAUCAAGUGUUUCGACAUUACGAGAAGCCUGAAGAAUCAGACCAAACAGAAACCGAACCAGAGACGAAACUAGAAGACCACGACGAGGAGUACAAAACGUCAGCCUUCGCUAGACAAAUGAUAAGAGUGAUGGAGCUACUCGACGCAAAUCUAGAGAUUAAAUCGGCUUUAUACAGAGACCCAUCGCUACGAUCCAUCUUCUUAAUGAACAACGGGAGAUACAUUCUUCAAAAGAUCAAGGGGUCAACGGAGAUAAGAGACUUGAUGGGACAAGCGUGGACGAGGAAAAGAUCAACGGAGCUUAGACAGUACCAUAAGAGUUACCAGAGAGAGACUUGGGGUAAAGUGUUGCAAUGUAUGAAUCAAGAAGGUUUAAAGGUUAACGGGAAAGUCUCGAAGACGGUUUUGAAAGAGAGGUUUAAGAUUUUUAAUAAUAUGUUCGAUGAGAUACAUAAGACGCAGAGUACGUGGAUUGUGAGUGAUGAGCAGAUGCAAUCGGAGUUAAGGGUUUCGAUCGCGGCGUUGGUGAUUCCGGCUUAUAGGUCUUUCUUUGGGAGGUAUAAGCAGCAUAUUGAUUCGGGGAGGCAUACGGAUAAGUAUGUUAAGUAUCAGCCUGAAGAUAUUGAGUCUGUUAUUGAUGAUUUGUUUGGUGGGAAUCCAGCUCCUAUGUCAAGGAAGAGGACUUGA
Messenger RNA from Eruca vesicaria subsp. sativa (arugula), 1884 nucleotides. The record is from the annotation of a GenBank genome assembly. NCBI's taxonomy places the organism in Eukaryota, Viridiplantae, Streptophyta, Magnoliopsida, Brassicales, Brassicaceae.